Messenger RNA from Misgurnus anguillicaudatus (oriental weatherfish), 1273 nucleotides. NCBI's taxonomy places the organism in Eukaryota, Metazoa, Chordata, Actinopteri, Cypriniformes, Cobitidae. The record is from RefSeq and is a predicted model, not a curated record.
GAUGGAGAUAAACAAAGCACGUCUGUUGACCCUGGCGCUGGCUAUUAGUUUUUAUAUUAUUUGUUUAUCAAACUUUUGGCAAAUUGUUCAGUUUGAAAAUGAGACCCGUCUGCGUCGGGAGAGGAACGUGCUGAUGCAUUACAGGACGCAAUGCCAAAUGUUACGACUCAGGAGAAGACGUACCCUCAUGUGCUUCGUCAGACCACGAUCCCGAAAUGCCAGGAGCAUAUGGACAUUUCCACGCAGUAGUAAUUGGUGGCUAAACAUCUGCACCACCUGUACACCUGAGGAAUGGUACAAACACUUCAGAAUGCACAGACAGACCUUUGAUCAGCUGUGUGACACUCUACGGCCCUGGCUGACACGGCAGAAUACGACAUACCGAAGGGCAGUACCUGUAGAGGCUUGGGUGGCAAUUUGUAUCUGGAGACUAGCCACAAACCAAGACUACAGGUCAAUUGGGCAGCUAUUUGGUGUUGGGCUAUCCACAUGCUGCUUGAUCACCCAAGAGGUUGUGACUGCGAUCAAUGUUGUCAUGAAGCCGCAGUACAUAAAACAUCCCACUGCAGCAGAGUUUAGGCAAAUAAUCCAAGGUUAUAGAGAUAAAUGGCAAUUUCCUCAGGUUGUCGGUGCAAUUGAUGGGUCCCACAUAAAGAUCACAGCUCCACAUGAGAACUCCGCUGAUUAUUAUAAUCGAAAGGGUGACUACUCGAUUAUUUCACAGGGUGUGUUUGACCAUAAUAUGAAAUUUUGGGAUAUUAAUGUUGGCCGACCAGGGAAGGUACACGAUGCUCGUGUUUUUGCCCUUUCAUCUUUGUUUCAGCGUGGCAGUGAGGGCACCCUUUUACCCAGCUGGACUGAAAGAUUUGAGGGGGUCGACGUGCCUCUUCUUCUCUUGGGUGACUCAGCCUACCCUCUUUUAACCUGGCUGAUGAAACCUUACCCAGAGGGACCAGGGGUAACACCACAGCAGCUCAACUUCAACCACAGAUUGAGUCAAACCCGGAUGACAGUUGAGCGUGCCUUUGGGCACCUCAAAGGGUGCUGGCGCUGUCUCCUAAAAGUAAAUGAAACCCACAUAACUUUUAUCAGUCGAAUAGUGUCUGCCUGCUGUGUGUUACAUAAUUACUGCGUGGAAAACAAUGACGAAUAUAUCGAGCAAUACUGUGAAACAGCUGUUGAGGACAGAGAGGUUCAUCUGCCAGAGCAUCAUGGGCCAAUGCAACAAAUUAACAUUAGAAAUGCACUGUGUAGAUACUUUUCUACCAUGUAA